UUUCUACAUGUAUCGCUAUCUUUCUUUUUCUUUCUACCGUCUUUUCAAGUGUAACCUGCCUCUACUUUCUCAUCUGUCUGCGUAGCGCUGUCUGUUGAGACGUAAUGUUUACCGCCGAGAAUGCAUAGAUUUGAUUGGCUGAGUGGUAUCACGUGGGAUGGCUUAACUCGCAUGCAAUUGGUCUGUGCGUUUCCGCAUCCGCUAAACCACUACCGUAAAGACUGCAAAAGCUGCGCCGCGCCGCCGGGUAAAAAAAUUAAAACACCGUCAGGUUUUAAAUAAUAACCUUCUGUUUUGGCUGGCGGUCCGGGUCCGGAUGGGACGGCCUCUGGGUCCGGACCCGGACCGCGGUCCGCCAGUUAGUGACCUGUGAUUUAGAUAAUGAUAAUCCCAUACUGGACUGACGGACAUUUGAUUGUCCCAUUCUACCGAAAGUCCCUGAAUCCAUCCGAUCGGAGGUUAGAGGGGAACGAGAGAGAACCGAAGCGAGACGUGACUGACUUCUGGAAACUUUGCUACCUCCAGCGGCUCUACACCCAGAACCCACUGGCACACCUUAUGAAGUAAAACACGGGCUGAGCCAUGGCCAGUAUUCAGAUCCGGAGGUAUCGGGACGCCGACGUUGAGGCGGUGAAGGAGAUCUUCACCAUGGGGAUGAGCGAGCACGUGCCUUCGUCCUUCAUGCAUCUCCUGAAACAGCCGCCGACCCAAAUGGUGCUCAUGUGCGUGUUCUGCGCUCUCAUUACCAGCUCCAAGUCCUUCCUCCUCCCCAUCCUCGCCGUCACCCUCCUCCUGGCCGGGGCCAGGCAGUUCGUCGUCCACGUCUUCAACCGGUACAUCGACACCUCUCUCGAGAAGGACCUCAACGACAUCAACGGAACCUACAUGGAGAAGAAGGACUCGUGCUUUUGGGUGGCCGAGGUUGAGGACCGGGUGGUCGGCAUCGUGGCCUGCCUUCCUCACGAGAAAACGCCGGCGUGCUUGGAGUUGAAACGCAUGUCGGUUCUCCGCAGCCACCGCGGGAUGGGCAUCGCUAAGACCCUGUGUCAGACAGUAGCCGGUUUUACCCGUGACAGAGGUUAUGCGGCGGUCAUCCUGUACACGUCUGUGGUGCAGACGGACGCUCAGAAGCUGUAUGAGCACAUGGGCUUCGAGAAGAUAAGAGAGUUCGUUGUUCCGGAGAUCGCUGCCAAAAUCAUCAACUUCACUCUGAUUGAAUACAGACUCGAUUUACAGAAAGAUGGGAAAAGCGACUGAGUGGUCUUUAAAGUGAGACGCGCGAGGACUGGGACAUUUCACGGCGUUUAUAAAUUUAGAUUUAUUCGGUCAUAGCCAACACCGUUUUUUUAACAGCAUACUUCACACAUUCUGUUCAUAUUAGCAUUAACAAAGGAGAGCCUGUUGCUCUUUGUUUUGCAGGACACUUAAUGUACUGAGGUAUCAAAGUAUUGUCCUCCGACAUAUCUCAUACGCGUGUGUUAUUUCUAGUUUUCUACGUCACCUUUUCAUUAAAAUACCCAUUCUUUCAGUUCCUCGUUUUCUGCUAAUGAGCUGUGUUAUAUCACCAGAGCAAUCUCACCAGUCGUCAGCUCCGUUCGUACCAAGAAUAGGAAUGUGCUCGGGGAACUGUUUUCCAGUGCGUCACUCUGAAACAGACCUGCAGCUUUACAAUUUUCCUCUUUUUUCCUCAUCAACACAUUUGUUCUGCUGAAGGCCCAAAAGAGAGUCGGGCACCUGUUCAGCCAAACAGGAUGAACACGUCUCUGCUUUCUGCGAGCCGGAGGAAGGUUGUGGACACAGGCGGGCGAGGAUCCUGCCGGGAACUGAACCACAUUUUGAUGGGUUUGGGUAAUACUGAAGUUCUGCCCUGGGCUUUGUUUUGCAUCCCGGAUGCUACACGGUACCCGACUGAUGCUCACAAACUGGGAAGUUGUCAGAUUGUUUUAUUUUGGUUUCAUAUCAAACUUGUAAAUUCAAUCAGGAUUCAAGGAACAGGUUAUGCCAGGUUAUAAAGUGAAACACGGAACAGACACACAAAAUAAUAAAAUACAGCAUAUAAGAAAUGUGGAUUCACAAGCAAUUUAGUUGAAUUGUCUUUUCAUUAACAUGGUUGAUUUUGGUUUCCAACUAUACAAGUGUAUACAUUUUCCAUGUUAAUUUCCCUUGUCUUUCUCAGUCCUUUGUAUUGUUCUUCUUAUUUAAACAAAAUGUAUCUAACUUAAUUUAACAUUAUUUGCCUUACAGUACACAUGACAUUUGUCAGUGGUAUUAUGUACAAAAUUAUCUAUUAAAACAUGAUUCACGCAA
Molecule: messenger RNA, 2307 nt
Organism: Pseudoliparis swirei
Lineage: Eukaryota; Metazoa; Chordata; Actinopteri; Perciformes; Liparidae
Gene: nat8
Product: N-acetyltransferase 8
Exons: 2
Coding region: 583-1257 (224 amino acids)
Molecular function (GO): N-acetyltransferase activity
Source: RefSeq, a predicted model, not a curated record